Molecule: messenger RNA, 1872 nt
Organism: Cuculus canorus (common cuckoo)
Lineage: Eukaryota; Metazoa; Chordata; Aves; Cuculiformes; Cuculidae
Gene: POC5
Product: POC5 centriolar protein
Exons: 12
Coding region: 74-1624 (516 amino acids)
Cellular component (GO): centrosome
Source: RefSeq, a predicted model, not a curated record
GCUUCUUCUGCCGCUCCGUUCAUUUGAAACUGUGUGGGGCCCUGGCCGGGCCCGCAGACUAACUUUGUGCAGAAUGUCAUCAGAUGAGGAGAAAAGUUCAAGUCCAGUUUUGCCAAAAGACUCUGUUCGUGGCAGUUCUAUUUCUUCAGAUUUUCAGGAUGAGUAUGAAGAGCUGCUUCGUUAUGCUCUAGUGACUCCGAAGUUUGAACAGUGUGUCUUGAAGAGGUCAGAACCUGCUUCAGAACUGAGAGCGGGUGACAGGUUUUCAAGUGUGACAGAUGAUGCCAUUCACCGUAACACUCCAGUGAAGGUGCCUUCUGAGGCCAAUAUGGAACAACUUUGCCCUGAAGAGACUUCUUCACGUGGAUCUACCCAUGGUCCAACAGAAAUCCACGAAACCGUAGUGACUGAAUUAACUUUACCUGAUGAAAAAAUAACUCAAAUAGAAAAUAUACUUGAUCUCUGGAGUGGAAGUCUUAAGACAAACGUUCUGGCUGAAUUGAAUAAAUGGAAGCUUAGUUUGAUUGAACAUUACAAGCUUCAAAUGAGACAAGAAAAAGAGAAACAUGCAGCACGUGUGAGACAAUUGAGCAAUGAGAUGGAAAACCUGAAGGAGUUGCUGCGUACUUACGAAAUCUCUAUUGGCAGGAAAGAUGAGGUGAUUACUAACUUGACUCAAGCAUUAGAGAGGCAAAAAGAAAGAGUAGAGUUGAUGAGGAAGUUUACACUGUGGCGGAUUCAGCAUGUUAAAGCCAAACAAGAGGAGUAUGCAAAUAGAAUAGCAGACAGGCAAUUCAGGACAGCUCUAAUGAAGAAGGUGUGGGCAGCGUGGCGCUCUCUUAGUGAAGAAAAAUGGAAAGAAAAAGCAGCAAGAGCCUGUCAGUUAAGGGCAGAAGACAUCUGUGUUGAGCUUACCAAUGAUUAUGAAAACAAAAUUACAGAGCUAACUACUACUCUGGAAGAGACAAAAGCUGAGAUUCUGCGACUGCACAGUGAAAAAGAACAGUAUGAAGACACCAUGAGGAAAGCCUUUAUGCGUGGUGUGUGUGCUUUGAAUCUGGAAGCAAUGACCAUGUUUCAAGGCAAGGAUAGUAGGACAGAUCCUGGAAGGCCACCUCCUUCACAAUAUCACCCGCCCUCACCACCAUCUCCACCAGCAACUACUAUUCAGCUGGAAGACAUGUUUUCUACCCACCUGAGUCAUGCAAGCACUUCUCAGACCAGGCUAGACUCUGAUUCUCCAGCAGUCUUCACUAGCACAGCUGCAGGAUCUGGUGUGGCAUCAACUCAAAAACUGCCCACGGCAAAAGUAAUAACAUCUGCUCAGCAGAAAGCAGGAAGAACAAUCACUGCUCGAAUCACAGGCCGAGCUGAGAUGGGACAAAAAACCCGAGUUUGUGGUAGUUUAGCAGUAAUGGGGGUUGCUCCACCCAUGAGUUCAGUCAUUGUUGAAAAACAUCAUCCGGUCACUCAGCAAACCAUAUCCCAAGCUACUGCUGCUAAAUAUCCUCGAACUGUGCACCAUUCUUCUGGUUCUACCACUGUGAGACCUGCAGGACAAGUUGGGCGAAUGCUUCAGGGCCAAACCCAUAACAGUGUUCGGUCAAUAAAAGUUGUUGACUGACCAAAUAUCUUACUCACCAGUGGGGAUUUUUUACUAAGAUACAAUUUUCCAGUCUUCAGAUUUGAUGUAGCAAGGCCUGAAGUAUGUAUCAUGUUUUUACCAUUUCUAAAAAAAUUUUUAAUUGAAAGGGUUUUUUUAUAGUAAACAUCUGGAGGGGAUAAAAAAAUUUGAAAUUAUGUUCUACCUCCAACUAGUUGAGAAUUUAUUUUAUUAAGAUAAACACUUGUUAUUUAAGGAAUCUUUUGCAC